Scophthalmus maximus (turbot) is the source of this 3922-nucleotide messenger RNA. RefSeq names its product transport and golgi organization 6 homolog (Drosophila) (gene tango6). The transcript is spliced from 18 exons. Gene Ontology annotation, biological process: protein secretion. The record is from RefSeq and is a predicted model, not a curated record. The coding region runs from base 163 to 3426 and encodes 1087 amino acids. NCBI's taxonomy places the organism in Eukaryota, Metazoa, Chordata, Actinopteri, Pleuronectiformes, Scophthalmidae.
UUUCAGCGCCACUUUGAGACGUUUUAGCCGAACGACACCACGAGCGACACAACAACAACAACACAUCUCGUGGCAUAACGACGUCAAAUACUUAAUAUUUAAUAGAAUACUUGGUGUAAAUCGUGUCCAGACCUGCGUGUGACUUGUCCGCGUGAUGGCGACAUGACUUCCGGGUUCCUCGCCGCGAUAAACACACUCACCAAACCCCUCGACGAGGCGCGUGUGCGGGAUGCUCAGUCGUCCCACGGGGAGGCGCUGCUGGCAGUGCUGCAGGCCAACAGAGCCCUUCUCCUCCAGCAGCUUCAGACCGAGAGCAGCUUCGCGGAGGUGAGGAAGAGGAGGGAGGAGACGAUGGCCGCGGCUGAGGGGUCAGAGUGGUUUUCCAGUGAUGCAGAAGAUGCCACGUGGGUCUUCGUCCAGGAGUGUCUCUUGCUGCUCCUCACCUUGGCACGACACCUUUCUGUUGAGCUGGAACUCUUCAAUCAGCGCUGCACUCCGUCUGCGGCGAAAACAAAAACCCCCGAGAUGGCUCCGCCGUUACCGCCGGACGUUCUCAGCGUUGCCCAGCAGAAGACGCUCGGAGCCGCUCUUCAGUUUGUGGUUUCUCUGGGGCUUUGCCCCUACCUGGCCCCCGGAGUGGGCGUGCCGCUGGGUCGCCGCUCGGCUUUCGGAGCCACAGUGGAAAAACUUGUCCGUGGUGGUGGAGCGGCGACAGCAGCAGCGGGACGCCGCCUUCUUACCACCACGAACGUUCUACUGCGGUUGGCUGAGGUGUCGUCUCUCGCCGCGCUGGUGUUCACGCAGCAUCUGGGGGAUGUGAUGGCGGCGCUGUGCCAGCUCGGCUACCAGCCACACAGAAGGGGGACAGAGGAGGAGGAGGAGAAGUCGCAGGAGCUCAGUGCUGAGGAACGACGAAUGUGCAGGGAGGCUCUCAAAAGCCUCCUUGGGAAAGUUUACCAGCCAAUCGUUGUCCAGGAGCUGCUGAUCCUCCAAGGUGGACCCAGACAGUCUGUUGCAGCAGGAAGCUCCAGCGGUUCCAGCAGCAGCAGCAGGGCAGCAGCUCUGGGAUCAGCUCCGGCCUGGCUGCGGCGUCUGUGUGGGCAGCUGCUGUCCGAGCGGCUGAUGCAGCCUCACGGUGUCCAGGCUGUGGUCAGAGGCAUCCUGCAGGGAGGAACCGGGGGCGAGUCAGACUGGAGGAAGUGCGACGGCGUGGCCCGGAUCCUCACGGCCUGCCCUCAACAGUCGGCCUCAGCAGACAGCUACUACAGACAAGUUUGUCCUCAGAUCCUCGACCUCCUGCACUUCAGAGACAAGCUGACGGCGCAACAGUUCCAGCGUGUGGCCACCAGAGCAGCUCUCUCCAUGGUGCAGGAGAAGCCCGGCUUCGCUCACCAGUACCUGCUCACGCCCCUGCUCGCUCCUCUGCACCGCUGCACUGCCGCUGCUGCUUCCGACGCGAGUCAUGACCAGGCGGCUGUGGAGGAGCAGGAGCUGACGCGUUGUGUGGAGGACGUGUACAAGAUCUGGGUGGUCGGAAACAGCCCGUCAGCGUCUCUGCUCAAAGCUCUGGAAGAAGCUCUUCCCGUGAUCUUCACACUCUUCUGUUUCACCAAGCAGAACGUCUCACACCUACGCGCCCCCUGCCAGGACAUUUUGUUAUGGUACCUGAGCCACACCGAGGCGUCGGCGGCUCUGUCGGCGCUCCGGCGGCUGUCGGGUCUGCAGGGACAGAAGAACCAGGCCGCGGCCGACUUUCAUUUCUGCCCGGGCAGCGACGGAGGAGCCAGGUUCGACCGCAGAGAGAACUUGAGCGACGAGGACGACGCCCUGUACGAGAGGCUGUCGGGGGAGCAGUGGAGGCUGGAGUGUCUCACCCAUCUGCUGGCAGAACUCAAAGACUCUGACCUGCCUGGAGAUUUCUUCCUGGAGCUGCUGCAGGAGCUGACCGGCUGGGCGGCUGCCGCAGACGAGGCGGAGGACGACGGAGAGGAGGCGCUGGACGUGUCGGCCAUGACGCUCCUGGAGGUGGAGCAGCAGGUGCUGGGUCGAGCUGCGAGCCAAGGCCAGAGACUCGCUCUGCUUCAGGCGCUGGCCGUGAUGGUGGAGACGCUGCAGCACACGGUGCUGCUGAGGAAAACCACACAGGUGGUGGAUUUCAUCGUGUCCCUGGUUCAGAGGGCCUGCGUGGGUCUGGAUCAGGACCCUGACCCGGGUCUGGAGAACCCAGUGGAGAGCCAGACUCUGAGCAUGGCGAUGGGCCUGGUCGCCACUCUGCUGUCUGGACCUCAGCUUAGCUCAGACGACUACUCUUCGAUGUCGCGGCUGCUCCCGCCGCUGGAGACUCUGUCUCAGAAACACUCGGAUGUCGUCGUCCAGGACCUGGCGUCCAACUUAAGAGCCGUCAUCGCCACUCGCGGUGCCUUCUGUCCCGAAAACCUCCCGAAGGCCUCCAGACGCCCCGAAGCAACAAAAACCACAGCAAAGAACCACAGAGUUCCCUCUGGGAAUAAGACAAAAGUGCAAACUGAAGGAAAAGACUCGCGGACGAGUCCACGUCCGUCUCCACAUGAUUGUAAACCACCGACCAGACGCCCGCCGUCCUCUGGAGGAGGUGUCCAAUACUCCUCGGCCAAGCCCUUUUCUGAUUGGCUGCUGGAGGCGUGUGACCCGGACGUGCCGACCCGAGCGUUUGCCCUGAGGGUCCUGACCCAGAUGGUGCAGAAUGGAAGCCCUGAGGUCGUCCAGGCCCGGGAGAAGGUGCUCAUGCUCUUCUUAGAAAACCUGGAGCACGACGAGCCGUUCAUCUACCUGUCAGCCAUUCAAGGUCUGGCUGCGUUGGCUGAUUCCUGCCCGGAGAGGAUCCUGGAAAGGCUCCUGAAGGACUUUCAACACGGCCCCUCGCUGCCCACGUCCGACAAGGAGCGCUCCCUGGAAACCCGCCUGAAAAUCGGAGAGGUCCUGAUGAGGGCGAGCAGAGCGAUGGGGGAACUGGCGCCGCACCUCGGCCGUCCCCUCGUGGGCGUCUUCCUGCAGGGAACCAGGGACUCGGACCGGAGCGUCCGGGCCAGCAGCCUGUCCAACCUCGGCGAGCUCUGUCAGAGACUGGACUUUGCUCUGGGCCCGUUGGCUCAGGAGCUGAGCUCCUGUCUCACUGCCCUGAUAAGGACAGAGAGGGAGGCUGAGGUGAGGAGAGCUGCUGUCCACGUUAUCGCCCUGCUGCUUCGAGGCCUCAGCAACAAAACCACCCAGGUUCUCGGUGACGUGUUGUCGGACCUGUACCGAGCUCUGAAGUCGGUUCUGCGCUCCGACCCGGACGACGUCGCCGUGCUUCACGCCCGGCUCGCCCUGGAGGAGCUGGACGACGUGAUGAGGAGCUUCAUCUUCCCCAAACAGAAGCUGGAGAAGAAGAUCGUCGUGUUGCCCUAGGGCUGAAGUGAACACUCCCCCUCCUGCAGUCUGAACCCUAAUAACGCUGCGUUCACACACUUUCUGCCGAGCCCUCUUCUUCCUCUACACCCGAUCAAAAUAUCAACCCGGUCGGGCUGCGGACACACAGCGACAGUAGUGAUCCUCUGUUCAUGAUGCAAUAUCCCUCCGUCGGACGACAGUGACAGAGGGGCUCAUUGGCGGACACGUCGCGCUAAUAUGUCGCUCAAGUUCAAAUAUUUCAACUCGAGCGACUGAAGCGCCACGAAAUUUGCGUCUAGUCGCGUCUUCGCAUUGACUUUGUACGUAAUCUACUCGCGUGAAUAAUUCGGUGAACGCACCAUCACGGGUGUUUUGUUUUCAUGUGCUCUGCUCGCAGGCGGCUGCAUGUGUGAUGUGGAGUCCGUUUCCUCAAAGAUUGUUACAGUGACCGUUCACCCCGAUGUUCCACUGAACCACCAGAAGUCAACUUCUACAUUAAAACUUUACAAACACA